Molecule: messenger RNA, 4311 nt
Organism: Syngnathoides biaculeatus (alligator pipefish)
Lineage: Eukaryota; Metazoa; Chordata; Actinopteri; Syngnathiformes; Syngnathidae
Gene: map7d2b
Product: MAP7 domain containing 2b
Exons: 14
Coding region: 746-2455 (569 amino acids)
Biological process (GO): microtubule cytoskeleton organization
Cellular component (GO): microtubule cytoskeleton
Source: RefSeq, a predicted model, not a curated record
UAUAAACGCGUGCCGGAGCAUUGUGAUUUAUUAUUUUUUAAAAAAUGGUUAUUAGUGUUAUUAUGUUCAAGUGUUAAAAGUCUUCCGCUGGUUGCUAGGUGACGAUUAAAUUUCUUCCAAUUAAUUUGCAAAUGAGGCAUCGCGGACGUGGAUUUAACUCUAAAUUAAUAGUAAAUUAACACCCCCACCCCCACAUUGUCCCGUGGUCGUGAAACUGUGGCAUAUUAACUUUAACAAAGGUGCGGGACUCGGUUUUUUUUUUUUUUUUUUUUUUUACAUUAGCAUGUAAUGCUAGGCUAAAUUAAAGCUAGCUGGCUGUUGUGUGGCGGGAAACAGACCGGAUGUCCCCCCGCCUCCCCCCCCACGCACAUCAGCUUCUCUUCUUCCCAGCAUCCAUCUCUCUCUCUCUCUCUCUCUCUCUCUCUCUCUCUCUCCCUCCCUCCCUCUCUCCUUCCCUCCCUCCUCACUCUUCUUCCAUCAUCCUGAGUCAUCCGAGUGCUUCCCAAGUGUUCUUGGAUUGGGAUCCGGUCCAGCUCGUCGUUAUCAUGACCCAGGUGGUUCCGACUCGUCCUGCUGCAGUGACAGCUCUGGCCCCGCCUCCUGCCACCCCUCCGACCAAUAGGAAGGCGUCUCCUUGCCGUUCGGCCUCCGGUCUCAGGAAGCCCGCAGGUCAGCUUGGACCAUGUUGGUCUCCAGUCCAUUGUUGGUUUGAAAACUAGGCAGUGGUUACAUAAUACACGGGAACAUGUUGACGAGUCAGCGUGUGUGCGCAGAGCCGAGCGAGCCGCUGCCGGACAAAGAUUGCCGAGCUCGGCAGCCGCUGGAGCGAGAGCGCAAGAUGGCGGCGCAGCGGCGGAAGGAGCAACAGCGCCGCCCGGCGGCCGAGGACAAGAGACGGCAGAGGCAAGAGGCCGAAAAGGAGAGGCUGGAGGCCCUGGUGCGCCGGAGAGCCGGAGGAGGAGAGGCCCGGGACCACCGGGACAACAGGCCGAAGCGAUGGACGUGGGGCGGGCCCCCCGAUGGAGUGGAGGCGUGUGAAUUCCUGGCCCCGCCCGAUCCGUCAGAUCAGCCGGUGAGCAAGCAGAUGUCCAACUCGUCCUCCGCCCUCCACCCGACAGAGACGGGUGACUUACCACCCGCAUCUUCCAACAAGCACAGACCUCACAGAAGUUCCUCCAACCGCCGGAGCGUCGCCGCCUUCCCCGAGGAGACGUCGCGAGCCAAAACGCCCACGGGAGAGAUUCCUUGUGCGCCUGUUCGUAGUUCAUCCUUCAAAUCCAAUGGUAAAGGUCCUGCUACACCCAAAAGGAUGCGGUCCAGCAGGAGUCGGGCUGAGUCGCCGUGCUCGCCGGGCCAGUACCCGCCGUCGCCUCUCCGGCAGAGGGCCACCACUCCCGGCGGCGACGACAGAGGUCACCACGGCGCCCCGGACAGGAAGACGGCCAAAUCCGAACCCUCAGAGAAGAAGAUACCCAAAUCUACCAGCAGGGAACUGUGCGCAGAGUCUCCGGGAACGCCAACGGGCCGCAGCGCGGGCGGCCCCAUGGACGCAGAGGAGGCCUCGCGCCUGCUGGCCGAGCGGCGCCGCCUGGCCCGGAUACAGAAGGAACAGGAGGAGCGGCAGCGGCAGGAGGAGGAGCUGCUGAAGGCCGAGGAGGAGCGCAAGAGGCAGCAGGAGGCCCUGGAGCAGCAGGAGCGAGCGGCCCGGCAGGCCGAGGAGGAGCGGGUCCGGCGCCAGGAGGAGAAGAAGAACAGAGAGGAGGAGGAACGCCGGCAGAAGGAGCAGCGGUGGAAGGACAUGCAGGACCAGCUGGACAAAGAGAGGGAGGAGGCCUUCCGGCGGGCCCAGCGCGAAGCCGAGAGGAAGAUGAGGGAGCGGGAGCAGCUUCACAUCCAGGAGGAGCAGGAGAGGCUGCAGAGGAAGAAGAGAAUCGAGGAAAUCAUGAAGAGAACCCGCAAGAGUGACACGGAGGCCCCGCCCGGGGGUGCAGGUACCACCUCCUUUGCGCACAUUGUGGACUGUCGUGCGGUCGUGCCGACGCCGUUCUCGUCUGGCGUGCCGUCAGCCUGCGACGUGAAGUCGGAGAUGACGGCGCUCGCCCUGGAGGAGGACGUCCCCGCCCCCGCCCCCGCCGAGACCCCCGUCGUCCUGCUGGGACCGCUGGAGAACAAGAGCUGCGUGGACGAGCUGUCGGACGGCGUCCAGUCCAUGGACGUCAGCCCCGUGUCCAGGGACGAGCCGGCCAGCGCUCAGGACUUCUCCCCGGUCGCGGACCGCUGCCCCCUGGAGCACACGAUGGACCUGGACCCGCAGGCGGCCCCCUACCCCAAGCUGCAGGCCGGCAGCGGGGUGGGCGACCUAAACGAGAACCUGCUGAUCCAAGCGUACAGCGGCACCGCCGCCGAGCCCUCUCUGCUCAUCCGCAGCGUCGGCGCCGGCGAGGUGGACGUGUGACGUGGCGGACGCGUGGGCGCGCGGGAAACUUGCAUCCUCUGCUUCUGGACUGAGCGCAGCAUCAACGAUCGUCGCUUUUUUUCCCCACCGGGGAACGGCGACCGCUCCUCACCCUGCAAGACGAUCGACACGCUAAAACAUCCCAAAAUGAUCACGCGUCAUCUCUACUUCAUGAACUCCAAACCUGACUUGCCGAUUUCGCGACUGAAUGAUGCAUUAAUCACAAACGAUAGGCGACGGGAUACUUCCGGGUGGCAGAACGCGAGUCAGGUACCGCUGACAAAAAUAUGAACGGUAUGAAUUUCUACCAUGUCUAUUUUUGAAUUCUUUUACUUGUUGAGUUGCAUAUUUUGGUCUCUGCUGGCUCUCCGCUCGUCACGUAGCAUCCGUCCCUCCAUUUUCUAAACCGCUUAUCCUCACGAGGGUCUCGAGAGCGCCAGAGCCAAGCCCAGCAGUCAUCGGGCAGGAGGCGGCUUACGCCCUCGACCGGUUGCCAGCCAAUCCCAGGGCGGCACAAUCAACCCAAUUUUAAUUGUGCGCUUGAUUUUUGGUGCCGCCAUUAAAUUGUUGAUCUUCGGCGAUGUUUACGUUCACGCGAAGGCCCAGCAUUUGACAUCUAACCACCAGGGGGGGCACACUUGCUUGAGGUGCCAUUAAACCAGCUGGAUGCCCUAUACUGCUUGUAUCGAAAGUAAUUAUUCAUACUAACGUUCCAUUUCGCACAUAAAACAGCUAACGUUUGCUGAAUAGUAGCGCAAUGAAAUGUCUUCCCUAACGUGACGAAUAAUUGUGAUUAAUAACGGUGAUCAGGAUAUUGAUCAAAAUGAUCGUUUUGGAAUUAUUUGCGCAGCCCUACAGGGAAGCGUUCGCAUAAGAUGGCGUUUCGCCACCCGGUUGUCGUCCUGCGCCGGGAACCGACCGACCGACCGAGCGAGCGGACUUCCCGGUGACGUCGGAGAGCGAAAGUUGACGCUCGGGGCAACCCAAAAAGACGACUUUGAAAGAUCUCAGAAGCGCAAAAUGGAGAGAGAGGAAAGGCCCGAGUCCGAGUUCCCGCCCGAGUCCACGUGGGCCGCGUCGUUUGCCGCUUGCUUGGAUCAGCGCCCAGCUCGCGCUUUUGGGGCCCGUGUAAAUAACGUCGGUGGGGCGCCCAAACGCCGCGGCCGGAGACGUUAGCUGCCCGCACUCGUAGCUUGGCGCACUGUUGAUUUGUAGCCUGUAGCUUGGGAGCCCCGUAGAGACAUUUUGUGGACCGCAGAGUCCACGGUGAAGGGUGGAGGGGCGCUAAGAAAUGUCACUCAGUUUUGGCAUGUACACGAUUCACACACAAAAAAAAAAAAAAUAUAUAUAUAUAUAUAUAUAUAUCAGGAUUUUUUGUGAGUAGUGUACACGCAUAGUUGUAACGCACUGCUCGCUGCAGCGUGUAGUAUGCACUGUUAUUACUCUGUACUCCACGCUCACCCCCCUUCACCCCCACCUCGAAUAUACCUCACUCGGGGGCGCUGGUCAUCCUCUGAGGCCUUCCCCCUCAACCGCUUCCAUCCUCCGCCGAACGCACCCCAACGUGGAGACGCAGGGGGCGCUUGAGGAGCGACGACGAGCAAGCGUUGUUCUUUAGCGCUCCGCUAACGGUGGCUGCGAGGCCCCCGCGCCACGGAUCGCCACCUGUGCCACCCCCCCCCCACCACUAGUAUGCCGCAGCCUGCUGGAAUAUACCAUUGUAGAUGUAAUGCAUGGAUUACUGCUGAAUAACAAGUAAAUGUCAUCAAACCAUCUGGUGUCUGUCCAUUGAUCUCGGCGACAUAUUAAAUCUUAAAUUAAAUAUUAAAUCUUCGAUGGUCCGAUUAACCUGUUUC